GAAAUCUGAAAAUAUGAACCGCCGUUGUGUUUGCGGCUGCUGUUAAGUUAGUCAUGUUUUAUUAUUAACAUGUAUUAGUUUGUAUGGUCUCUUUUUCUUUCGAGCGUUAAUACACCACAGAAAAUGACGGAGGAGUCAGCGGUUAAAGUCUGUGUUCGGGUGCGUCCACAUGUGGAGAGGGAGGAAAGAGGCCUGUUAGAGGACACAGAACCUGUCCAGCUGUAUUGGAAAGCUGAUAAUAAAUCAAUUCAUCAGAUUGAUGAUGGAAAUUCCAACAAGAAUUUUAGUUUUGACCGAGUGUUUUCUGCUGAAGAAACAACCGGUCAGCUGUACCAGACUAUUGCAAAGCCUCUGGUUGUUUCAGCUGUUGAGGGAUAUAAUGGCACUAUAUUUGCGUAUGGGCAGACCUCUUCUGGAAAGACCUUUACCAUGAUGGGAUGUGAUCGUAUCCCUGGAGUUAUUCCUCUGGCUGUUGAAGACGUCUUCCAAACUAUUAAAAAUUUUCCAAAUAAAGAAUUCCUUCUCAGAGUCUCCUACAUGGAAAUCUACAACGAGACUGUUACUGAUCUGCUUGUCGAUAGCUGGAAGAGAAAGCCCUUGGAAGUGCGAGAAACGAUCAAUAAAAAUAUCUACGUGGCUGAUCUGACUGAAGAGCUGGUCACCUCUCCUGCUCAGGCUCUGGCCUGGAUCCGGAAAGGAGAAAAGAACCGCCAUUAUGGAAAAACAAAAAUGAACCAGCGCAGCAGCCGCUCACACACUAUAUUUCGUAUGAUUCUUGAAAGCUUAGAGAAAAGCGACCCAACAUCGGGAGAAAAUGCUGACGGAGCCAUCAUUGUGUCUCAUCUAAAUUUAGUAGAUCUGGCUGGAUCUGAGAGAGCAAGCCAAACAGGAGCUGAAGGUGCGCGUUUCAAAGAAGGCUGCAAUAUCAAUCGCAGUUUGUUCAUACUUGGUCAGGUGAUCAAGAAACUAACUGAUGAAAGCCAGAAGGGUUUCAUAAACUACAGGGACAGCAAGCUAACCCGCAUCCUGCAGAAUUCCUUGGGCGGGAACGCCAAGACCCUCAUCAUCUGCACCAUCACUCCCUCCACUCUGGAUGAAACACUCAGCACACUGCAGUUUGCCAGCACUGCAAAGAAAAUGAAGAAUGACCCACAUGUGACGGAGGUGUCCGAUGACGGCGCUUUGCUCAAACGCUAUCGCAAUGAAAUUGAAGACCUAAAGCGACGACUUCAUGAGGUCUCUUCAGUCACACAGACCACGGCUACAGAAAAGGAGGUUCUCUCCCAGCUGCUCCAAGAAAAAGAUCAGCUCCAGAGGGAACAAGAAGACAGGAUCAGGAACCUGACCAAACUGCUUGUCACUGGCUCAAACCUGGUCCCUGUGCAAAAGAUGCCUAAGCGCAGGGUUACGUGGGGAGGAAAGAUUCUCAGACGUGCCUGUCCAUCAACCUGUGACGAUGACAUGUCUGACCUCAGUUUUGUAGAUCCUUUCAGUCUAAGGAGGAAAGCAAACAGCUCCUGUUUGAUGGAGCAGACCGGAGAUGAGUAUUUUGACUCCCACUGGGUGAUUUCUGAGGAGCCAUCCGAUGACAUGGAGAUGAGUCAGAGCUCUGUGACAGUUCGAAGUUUUGGAGACAGUUCCAGAGACUUCCUGUCCCCUGAAAGAAUGUGUGAGCUUUCACAGAAGGUGUCCAAACUGGAGUUACAGCUCGAGAUGGACAGCCAACAGAAGGAGGAGGCCAUGAAAAAUGUAGAAGCAUUAGAUGGUAAAGUGGCAGAGCUGCAGCUGAAGCUUCAAACAGAAGCUCAGGAGAAGCUGGAGGCCUCGAUGAAAGCACAGAUAACAGAACAGAAGGUAGCAGAACUGGAGAUGCUGCUGCAAACUGAAGCUCAGGAGAAGCUGGAGGUCUCGAUGAAAGCACAGAUAACAGAACAGAAGGUAGCAGAACUGGAGAUGCUGCUGCAAACUGAAGCUCAGGAGAAGCUGGAGGUCUCGAUGAAAGCACAGAUAACAGAACAGAAGGUAGCGGAACUGGAGAUGCUGCUGCAAACUGAAGCUCAGGAGAAGCUGGAGGUCUCGAUGAAAGCACAGAUAACAGAACAGAAGGUAGCAGAACUGGAGAUGCUGCUGCAAACUGAAGCUCAGGAGAAGCUGGAGGUCUCGAUGAAAGCACAGAUAACAGAACAGAAGGUAGCAGAGCUGGAGAUGCUGCUGCAAACUGAAGCUCAGGAGAAGCCGGAUACCAUUAAGAGGCUGGAAUCCCGAGUAGCUGGCCUGGAGAGACAGCUGGAAGAACAGAGUUGCAGUGAAACUGAACAGAUCAGGAGAGAGUUUGCAGAGACCAUUCAGCUGUGUGAAACGUUGGCUUCAGAGAAGGAGAUUGUGGUUGCUGAACGAGACUAUCUGAAACAGGAGCUGGGGAUGUUCAUAGAGCAAACUAAGAAUUUAGAGCAAGAGAAGUCUGCUUUGUCACAGGAACUGAAGGAGAGAAGGGAUUUAGAUGAGUUCAAAUCUCUGGAGGAAGAGUUUGCAAAGGAGCAUGAGAGCGAGUUAAAAAAUGAAAUCUCUAACCUAAGGAAGGCUCAUGAAUCGUCUGAGCUCCGUUGCCAGGAGUUUCAGAGCAAAGUGGAAACUCUGUCUGAAGAGCUAAAGAAGAAAACUGAACUUGCAGAGGAACUUCAGAGGAUGAGUGGUAAAGACUUGGUACAAGAGUUGGCAAUGCUUCAUCGCUCUCUGGAAGAUGCCGAAGGAGUCAGCAGAGACACAAAGAAGGAAUGGGCAGUCCUCCGUAGCCAGAACAAUGACUUGGAGGAGAUGAAUGUCGCCCUCACUGCCAACCUUGAAAAGGUUCAGGCUGAGAUGACCAGCCUGCUUUCUCAACUUGAAAUAGAGAAAUAUCGCUACAGAAAGAUGGAAACAGAUCUGCAAAAGGAGCUGAAUAUCGCAUUUCACGAGAACACCAAGCUCACCUCUCUGCUGGAUGGCAAAGUUCCUCAAAAUCUGACAGACAGCGUGAAACUUGAGAGAACGGUAGCCAGCCUGAGUCAAGAGCUGAAAACGUCUCAAGAAGCAGAGGAAGCGCUCAGAGCUCAGCUGGAGGAGCUCAAAUCACUUCAGACUCAGCCAGAUAAGGUGCACAGCUUAACAAAACAAAUAUGUGACGUAACAGAGAAGCUUGAAGCUGUUAAAAGUCAGAGAGACAGUCUGCUUUCAGCUCAGUCUCAGUGUCAACUGGAGGCUCAGCGGCUCAGAGACGUGCUGCAGACAUCUCAGGAUGAGAUUCUGAAAAUACAAGCAAAACUUUCUGCCUCGUGUCAGCGGGAGGAGGAGAUUAGCCAGCGGUUUGCUGAUGCUUCCCAGCAGCUGGAUUUGCUUCGCUCAGACCUGCAGCAAUCUGACGCAGAGAGGAGACGGUUCACGGCUUUGCUUGAAGAGAGAGACAAGAAGGCCACAGAGUCUGAACUUCUUCUGGAGUCUCUCCAGCAUGAGGUCCAGGAACAGAAACAGAAGAACUCUGAUCUUGUGAACGUUUUGGAGCAGAAGUCUGAAUCAGUGGAACAUAGUCUGUCACAGCAGAAAGAGGCUGAGCGAAUGCUGAGUGUUGACUCUCCAGACGACGUGGAGAAGCUGCUCUCCACUGUGGCUUCUCUCACCGCAGAAAGAGACCAGCUCAAACUGGACCUGCAGGAAAAUGUGGAGUUGAUGAUUGAGAAUCAGGAGGAGCUGAGGAAAUCUCUGGAGAAGAACCGUGAACAGACUAAGCAGAUCAAACUUCUGUCCGUCCAGGCAUCUAAACUGGAUGAACCCGAUGAUAUUAGCUUACAACUGGAGGAGCUGAAGGCAAAUAUUAAGACUCAGACUGCUGAACUUCAGAGUGUUCAAGCAGAGAGAGACUGUCUUCUGUCUGAAAAGAUGGCAGGCAGUCAGUCGACCACAGAGGAGAUGGAGACGUUGCUCUGCAAAGUUGCAUCUCUCAGUGAGGAGAGAAAUCAGCUGCAGGAGAUGCUGGAGAUCCUGAAACGGGAGAAGCAGCAGCUCACAGCAGAGCUGGAUGAAACCAUGGAAACUCUUCAAACUGAGAUGAAAGCUGUAACAGAGAAGCUUCACCUCACCGAGACGCAGAGAGACAGCCUGCUGUCUGAGAGGGAAGCCUACUCUCAAUGCUCAGCAGAGGAGUCGGAGAAGCUGUUGUGUCGAGUCGCUUCUCUCAGCACUGAGAGGGAUCAGCUGCAGGAAAUAGUGGAGGGACUGAGACUGGAAAAGAAACAGCUGAGAGAAGAGUUUGAAGAAAAAAUAGAGAUGUUGUCUCUGACCCAACCUGCCCAGACAGACGUGGCGUCAGGACUUCAAGAGGAUCAUGAGAAAUUAACUCAACUUCAGCAGGAGCAGGUUGCACAACUACAGGAUACCCUCCUGGUGGUCAUGGAGCAGAAGAAUCAGGUGGAGGCUGAUCUGCAGCACAGCAGGGAGAUGACCACAGAGAAUGAAAACCUUCAGAAGCAGCUCCAUCAACAGAAUGAAAGCCACGCUGACAUGGAACGAAUCAGUCAAGCUGAGAAAGCUCAGCUGCAACAACAGCUUGCGGAGACAAAAUGCCUUCUACAGUCUCUUCAGGAUGAACUCCAGGAGCAGAGGCAAACUAAAACGGAUCUGCUGAAGCUUAAUGAGCAGAAGGAAUUGGACUUUGAGCAACAGAUGAAGACUCUGAGUGAGGAGCUUGAAAAUGCUCAAGUACAGAAUCGUGUUCUGAUGCUUGAGAUUGAUGCCGCUCGCCAAAUCUCCUCAGAGGAGGAGAAGCUCCUUUGCAGAGUGACGUCGCUUACUGAGGAGAGAGAUCAGCUGCAGGAGAUUCUGCAGGGCCUCAGAGAGGAGAAGCAGCAGCUCCGAGCGGAGCUGGAGGAAAGGCUGGAAACGGUGCAGGCAGAGAUAAGUGACUUGGUAAAGAAACUGGAGGUUGUUGAAGCGGAAAGAAACUCUUUGCUGUGUGAGAAGGAGAUGGAGAAGCAGACCUACUCAGACAAGAUGGAAAAGCUGCUGUGCAGAGUGACGGUCCUUAAUAAGGAGAGAGAUCAGCUACAAGAGAUGCUUGAGGAGCUGAGACGGGACAAGGAACAUCUGAGAGCACAGCUGGAGGACAGGAUGCUAACACUACAGAAUGAGCUGAAAACUUUAACAGAACAACUGCACUGCACGGAAACCGAAAGAGACCGUCUGCUCUCUUUAAAUGAAACUAACACUCAGUCGUCCACGGAGGAGAAGGACUUGCUGCUGUCCAAAGUGAUGUCCCUAGGCGAGGAGAAAGACCAGCUGCUGGAGACUCUGGAGGAACUGUCCCAGGAGAAGCAACAGCUCAGAGAAGAGCUGGAGGAAAGAAAGGAAAUGAUCUCAGCUAUCCAGGAAAAAACCAGCCAACAGAAGCAGACCGAGAAAGGAGGAGAUGUAGAGCUACAAGACGAAGAACUGCUGAAUGAGGCAAGAGUAACCAUCUCAGCCCUUAAAGAGCAGCCAGUCGCUGCAGGGCAGAGCUCCAAUGACGUCCAGGAGACCGUGUGGUUACAGCUGCAGGACUCCACCGGACACUUUCAGGAAUCUCUUGGAAAAUUCUGUCAGUUUAUAAACAAUUGUAGGAGGUAUAAAUCCCCCCUCCUGAGAGAAAAGUGGUCUUGGAAGCACACUUAUAUGAACUCGUGUCCAAAACCAACAGUAGAAGCCUAUGACGCUGUGUGUCAGCUGGGAAUGCAGACUGUACAGAGUUUGAUAAGAAUUCUGGAGCAACUACAACUGCAGCCUGUUGACUACAGAUCAAUCUUUGAGGAGUUGGUGGAGAAGGAUUUGGCCAUUUUUGAGGAAAGGCGGCUGCAGGACCUGCUGCUUUGCCGGGUACAAGCUCCCACCUAUUCUGUCAAAAACGAGGACUUUCACUCGCUAUGGAAGUUCAGACUGAAAGAGCUUUUGGACAAACGACAGCUUUACCUACUACAAAUGGACGGCAUUUUGGAGAAACUGACAGACAACAUGGCUUCUUAUCUCGCUGAGCUGAAAGCUGAAAUCUCUGAGAGAGAGAAGUUCCAGGAGGAGCUGUUGGCUGUGUUCACCAGCCAGCCAGCCAGCUUCAGUGUGUUGGAAAGUGUUCUUCACCGAGAGCUUGACCGCAGAUCUACAGUGUCAGAAAGCAAAAGGAUGCUUCUACAGUCCAUUGAUGGGCAGAGUGGGCAGUUAGAGGAAUUAAAGCAGCUGGCAGUGCAGGCCAAAUCUCAGCUGAGAGAGGAAAAACACAAGACUUCUACCCUGCUGGAGGUGGUGGAGGGAGUUCCUCUAAAAGCAGAAGUCUCCCUGCUCGUCCAGCAUCUGAGUCUACAGCUCCAGCAAACAGAGGAAAACAUCAAAGCUCUGCAUGUACAAAUUAAAGAGCUGGAGGAGGCGCAGACUAACGCUAACAACAGGGUGUCCAUCCAUAAACAGGCCACCCAACUCUUACAGACUGAACUGCAGGACAGUCGUGCACUGAUUGAGCAGAAAGAGGCCACAAUCCAAACCCUGAAGAGCAGUCUACAAGACUCUGAGAUACAAGCAUCACCCAGUGCAGCUGAGAUGGAAAAAGUUAAGAACCAGCUGCUCAAGAUGGAGAUGAAGCUGUCUUCAGCAUCACAUGAACAUGAGCAGGAGAAACACAGAAUGGCCACGCUGUUGAGAGAAAAGGAAGAGUCGCUGAGGAAGCUGAAGGAGACUCUGAGAAGGUCACACCGGCAGGGAGAGGAGUCGUUUUUGCAGGGUAAAGACGUUCACGCUAGACUGACUAAGCCCAGAGGUGUGAUGACAGAGAGCAGCAUUCUGCUGGAAAAGACCAAGCUGGAAGAAGAAGUGAAACAGCUUCAACUGAAAAUCAUCGAGCUGGAAAGCCUGGUGUCCAGUCAGCAGGCAGAGAUCAGCAAGUGGAAGAACAGAGCCAUAAACCUAAAGAUUAAGAGCAAAGCUGAGGUGGAAAAGCCUUCAUCACCCCACACUCCCACCAAGAGAGGCUUGGCCAUGACUUCAGACUCUGUCCAUCUCCACAGCCCGCCUAAAAAGUUUCUUACUCCCAAGAAGAUCCUCGACUCCCCUAAAAAGGUUUUAGAGUCUCCUGUGAAGUUGCUGAAUUCCCCAAAGGUCUCGCUGCUCGGCUCCAAGAAGAACAGAUUCUUUGAUUUGGGGGGAAGCUCCGAGGUGCUGUCCAGAACCUGCCCCAAACAGUUCUUCGAUAACUCCAGCCUUGGCAUCAUUCCAGAUGCAGCAGUGGGAGCAGACCCAAAGGAGGAACUGUGGCCUCUCUCCCCAAAACAAGAAGAAAUGUGUAAAAACCAGUAGAAUAUUUUAAUGUGCAGGAUUUUAAAUUGUUUUUCUCAUAGUUAAAUAAAGUUUUUCUCGACAAAGAAAUCUCGUCUGUCAGAUUUCAGACGUCGUUUCUGCAGGACGAAGAUGAGAUGCUGCCUGAGCACACGGACCAACUGCAGCGUUCUGGAUAGUCUGCUCAGUAGACGGGCUUUUGUGGAUCAUAUUUGAGACUGCACAUUUCCUAGUUAACAUUACACUGACCAUUUUCAGUGAUUCAACGUUGCAUGGGUUUGAGCUUUUCUGGUUCU
Molecule: messenger RNA, 7619 nt
Organism: Melanotaenia boesemani (Boeseman's rainbowfish)
Lineage: Eukaryota; Metazoa; Chordata; Actinopteri; Atheriniformes; Melanotaeniidae
Gene: cenpe
Product: centromere protein E
Exons: 48
Coding region: 124-7344 (2406 amino acids)
Biological process (GO): microtubule-based movement; mitotic cell cycle
Cellular component (GO): microtubule
Molecular function (GO): ATP binding; microtubule binding; plus-end-directed microtubule motor activity
Source: RefSeq, a predicted model, not a curated record